CACUUAUCAAUUGAAAUUCGGAGCUCCAAUUAACAUAUAAAUGGGUCGGUCUCGGGCUGUUCAUCAAUCCACCGAUGAUGAUCCAACCCAAAGGUCUAAGAGAAAAAGGGCAGCACCUAAUGUGGAGAAUUUUGAUACUGCAGCUGCUGGUAUGAUCUUUGAGAUUAACCAUGGGGUAAUUAGCACCCUUGUGAAUGAGAAUCAUUUACAAGAAACAGGAUCCCUGCAAUGCUAUUUUCCCUCAAGAUCUUCCCUCAGUUUAAAGAAACUUGUAUUUGACUUGUAAACGUGGAUACGUUUAACUAUUUACUCCAUCUGUAUCAAAAGGAUACUCUUACUUUUGAUUGAAGAGGAAAGUUUUGCGACAUUUUGUAUGACCCAAAAAACCUUCAUGGGACCCCCUUUUUCGCUUCCCAAGGAAAGUUCUGCUACAUUUUGUAUGACACAAAAUUUUCUGUCAUGGGGACUCCCUUUUUUCUCUUUUAAAUACAACUUUUUUGCUUGAUUUUUCUCUCAAAGAAGCACAAGAUCCAACACAAGACCAAACAUGUUUCUUCAAUAAACACUAAACUAUUCUAAUUUUAACUGUUUAUCAUAAGUAAAUAAGACUAUUUAAAUUUAACUCCUUUCAUAUUAAGGUGCCAAGUCAGAUUUCAGACGAAGAGAAAGUACAUAGUAAUUCUUUGUUCAUCACAGCUUGUGACCAUGUUUGUGGAACAAAAAUUUAUUUUUACCUUCUAUCUCCUGGUUCAUAUUUUCAAUCAUGUUCAUGGCGGAACAGAAAAAAGAAUAAUUCAUGAGUCUCACUGUACGACAUGGACAUGCAUUGUAACUACUCCAACUUCCGGAACCCUGUAUGUUAUGCCUGGUGUUCUGUUCAGAUGCUAAUCACGAAAUUGUUCCCGUUUUAAUUGAACCUUAUAAUUUGUCUUUUUUUCUGCCUAUGAAGGCCAAAUAUUGACCGACGGGAAAAAGGCUUUGUACCAUUGCAAUUAUUGCAAUAAAGACAUAUCUGGAAGGAUUCGAAUUAAAUGUGUUGUGUGCUCUGACUUUGAUCUUUGUGUGGAAUGCUUUUCUGUUGGAGCAGAAGUGCAGCCUCACAAAAGCAAUCAUCAUUAUAGGGUUAUGUGUUCCUAAAUGGGGACAAGGUUCUUAUGAAGCUGUUGCUCAUGGGUGAAAUGCCAGCUUACAAUUAUGCUUAAUUACAAAUGACGGGAUUAGUGGGUGGUCAUAUGUUAGAUGGAUAUUCACUUCCUGUCUUAGCUGAUCAAUGAUCUUAACUAAAGCAAUUUUUCUCACACGUUUACGUUUGACGGAGGAGCUCUGGACUCUUUUAUGCUGUUUACUUUAUUUAGUUAUGUUCUCACCCUUCUUAUAACUUCUUACUUUUUAUUGAAAUAUAUUUCUGGGAUAUGUCUUCAAGGAUUUUCUAUGAACAGGAUAACCUGUCAUUUCCUCUUAUAUGUGCUGACUGGAAUGCAGAUGAGGAAAUGUUACUUCUAGAGGGUAUGGAAAUGUACGGAUUGGCAAACUGGGCUGAAGUUGCCGAACAUGUUGGAACAAAGAGUAAAUUGCAGUGUAUCGACCACUAUAAGUCCAUAUAUAUUAAUUCUCCUUGUUUUCCGCUUCCGGACAUGUCUCAUGUUAUGGGAAAGAACAGAGAGGAACUUCUUGCCAUGGCCAAGGAGCAAGGAUAUGCUGCUCCCGGAGGAGUUAAUGUCAAAGAAGAGUCUCCAUUCUCUGCAAGAAUCAAGAUGGAAGAUCAACGGGAAGAAAAUUCAGCUGGACUUGCCUCAGUUGGAGGUUCUGCUUCCGGUACAUUAACAGGAGCUGGAAAGAGGACAUCUGGCAUACUUCAUAGUAAGGAGAAUCAUGAUAGCAUCAAAGUGGAAGGUGGUCUUGCAGACAGGAGUGUCGGAGAGAAAAAGCCUAGGACUUCAGUGGAUGAGGGCCCUUCUAUGACAGAAUUGAGUGGUUAUAAUACCAAGAGAGAGGAGUUUGAAAUUGAAUAUGAUAAUGAUGCUGAGCAGAUGCUGGCUGAUAUGGAAUUUAAAGAGACAGAUAGCAAUGCUGAACGUGAACUGAAACUUCGGGUAUUGCGUAUAUACUCUAAAAGGCUGGAUGAGAGGAAACGUAGGAAGGAUUUUAUUUUGGAAAGAAAUCUACUUCAUCCUGACCCUUUUGAGAAAGACCUCACCCCAGAGGAGAAGGACAUGUGCCGUUCCUACAGGGUGUUCAUGCGUUUUAAUUCAAAAGAGGAGCAUGAGGAAUUCCUGAGGAGCAUCAUUGAGGAGCACCGGAUGGUAAAACGAAUACAAGAUCUUCAGGAUGCCCGAGCUGCUGGUUGCCGAACUUCAGCUGAGGCAGAAAGAUAUGUUGAACAAAAGAGAAAGCGAGAAUCUGAAGAAAAUGUACGUAGACUAAAGGAGAACCCCCAGAGUGGUCCAAGUGGCAAAUAUUUGCAACGAGCAGGUCACCUUAAAGUGGAGCAUGACAGCAGCCCCAGAGGGGUUCCUAGAGGCCCUGAAAUGCUGGAUUCCCUUAGCAAGGACUUAUCAUCAACCACUGCACCACAUGGUGUUGGAAGUGCUUUAGACAUUUGGGAUGUCAGUGGCUUUUCAGGGGCUGAGUUACUCUCAGAAGCUGAAAAACAGCUUUGUGAUGAGAUCAGAAUCCUGCCGACUCAUUAUCUAAACAUGUUGCAAACCAUGUCUAUGGGGGUCUUAAGUGGCAACAUCACCAAGAAAUCUGAUGCGCAUGGUCUAUUCAAUGUUGAUCCGAAUAAGGUGGACAAAGUGUAUGAGAUGCUUGUUAAAAAGGGCCUCACUCAAGCAUAGUAUUGCUAUUUUGCAGGUUCAAGCACUUUCACUACUUUGCACCAAAGUGGCAGUGGUUUAAAAUGGAUGGCCUGUUUGCUUGAAUUCUUCCAAAUUAUCUAAAGCUAAACGUUAGAAUGAAGGUUGCUGUUCAAUGGUAUCAUGUACUUCCAAAUGGGAGGAAAAGACGUGCAGUGGAUAUCCAUUAUAAUGAUACCCAUUGUAGAUAUGUGGUUGUAACACAAGCUUUUCAGAGCUUUCCCAUAGCAUUGUAAUUAUUAUGGCUUUGGAAGUUAUCUGUCCGGAAGAAAGUAGUGUGUUGGAGAUGUAUGCUAUUGUCUGAGGCAUGUGUAUACAUGAGUUUAAUACAUAUGAAUAGAUUAAGAAUAAUAUGCUGGUUAAAAGCUAGUUUUGACAAAUGUUUCCUUUGUUAUUUUUCCCCUCUUAACAGGGAAGUUGGAUUGAGCAUC
Messenger RNA from Lycium ferocissimum, 3286 nucleotides. RefSeq names its product transcriptional adapter ADA2-like. NCBI's taxonomy places the organism in Eukaryota, Viridiplantae, Streptophyta, Magnoliopsida, Solanales, Solanaceae. Bases 1413 to 2837 code for a protein of 474 amino acids. Gene Ontology annotation, cellular component: nucleus. Gene Ontology annotation, molecular function: chromatin binding; protein binding; transcription coactivator activity. The transcript has 12 exons. Gene Ontology annotation, biological process: chromatin remodeling; regulation of transcription by RNA polymerase II. The record is from RefSeq and is a predicted model, not a curated record.